CACACAGCAACACCAAGAAGGCAAGAACGAGGUACCUUGGGAAGACGCAGCAAGCAGCAGCAGAAAUUUCUCAGUCUGGAUUCCCGACAUCUCAUCCCUCGCAUCCCUCCCACUCACACUCCCACUCUCACUUCCACUUCAGGCACUCACACACCGCCCUGCCUUCCUGCCGUCCCUGUCCGUGUCUGAACCCCUCCAAGCACCAAAAGCCUUUUUUCUUACUUCUUCUACCUCCCCUCCCCCUCCCUCCAACUACCUUUUGAAUCUUCUCCUCCUGUUUCUCUCCUUCUUCAUCCUUUCUUCUUCUCUUCUCCCUCUUCUAUACCCCCUUCCUCUCUCCCACCCCCCAAACCACCUUUUACCAUCACCACAAACUUCACAAUGGCUGCCCCCGCCAACAAGUUCAAGGUCGCUGACCUGUCCCUUGCCGCCUUCGGCCGCAAGGAGAUCGAGCUCGCCGAGAAUGAGAUGCCCGGUCUUAUGCAGACUCGCACCAAGUACGCUGCCGACCAGCCCCUCAAGGGUGCCCGUAUCGCCGGUUGCUUGCACAUGACCAUCCAGACCGCCGUCCUCAUCGAGACCCUCACUGCUCUCGGUGCUGAGGUCACCUGGACUUCCUGCAACAUCUUCUCCACCCAGGACCACGCCGCCGCUGCCAUUGCUGCCGCGGGUGUCCCCGUCUUCGCCUGGAAGGGUGAGACGGAGGAGGAGUACAACUGGUGCUUGGAGCAGCAGCUGUCCGCCUUCAAGGAUGGCAACAAGCUCAACCUCAUCCUCGACGACGGUGGUGACCUGACCCACCUCGUCCACGAGAAGUACCCCGAGAUGCUCAAGGGCUGCUUCGGUGUCUCUGAGGAGACCACCACCGGUGUUCACCACCUCUACAAGAUGCUCAAGGACGGCAAGCUCCUUGUCCCCUCCAUCAACGUCAACGACUCCGUCACCAAGUCCAAGUUCGACAACUUGUACGGCUGCCGCGAGUCCCUCAUUGACGGAAUCAAGCGCGCUACCGAUGUCAUGGUUGCCGGCAAGAUCGCCGUCGUCGCUGGUUUCGGUGAUGUCGGCAAGGGCUGCGCCCAGGCUCUGCACACCAUGGGUGCUCGUGUCAUUGUCACCGAGAUUGACCCCAUCAACGCCCUCCAGGCCGCCAUGGCCGGCUACGAGGUCACCACCAUGGAGAAGGCCGCUCCCCGCGGUCAGAUCUUCGUCACCACCACUGGCUGCCGUGACAUCCUGACUGGCGCUCACUUCGACGUCAUGCCCAACGAUGCCAUUGUCUGCAACAUUGGUCACUUCGACAUCGAGAUCGACGUCGCCUGGCUCAAGGCCAACGCUCAGAGCGUCCAGAACAUCAAGCCCCAGGUCGACCGCUUCCUGAUGAAGAACGGCCGCCACAUCAUCCUCCUUGCCGAGGGUCGUCUGGUCAACCUUGGCUGUGCCACCGGCCACUCCUCCUUCGUCAUGUCCUGCUCCUUCACCAACCAGGUUCUUGCCCAGAUCAUGCUGUACAAGUCCGGUGACGCCGCCUGGGGCCAGAAAUACGUCGAGUUCGCCAAGGCUGGCAAGCUCGAUGUCGGUGUCUACGUCCUCCCCAAGGUCCUUGACGAGGAGGUCGCCAGACUCCACCUGUCCCACGUCAACGUUGAGCUCACCGAGCUCACCAACACCCAGGCCGACUACCUCAGCAUCACCGUUGAGGGUCCCUACAAGAGCGACAUCUACCGCUACUAAGCAAAGCGGGCCUCUUUGUAUCAUCCAAUCUUUUAGCGACUGGAUUUCUUCAACAUUCCGACUAAUGACUUCAACGAGCGUACACCAUAACAUUUGGCAAUGUGUGUUCUCAACAGCAUGACUUGCAUGACACAUCUGGGAAGGGAAUCUCGGCUGGGGGCGGUUACGGGCUGGAAACUCAAAAAGCUUGGGGGGCCUGGCUGCGAGAUUUUUCAACAAAAAAAAGGCGUUGGCUUGUGAAUAGUGAUUCCCCAGACCAUGGCAUCUGUAUUUUGCUUUCUUCGGCCCGACUCUUGGGGAGCGGGAAAAAAAAAAUUUAAGGGACUCAACCUCCGGACAUGGGAAUUAGGGGUUAUGGGUAGACAACUCGACGACUAGGGCCCGUCAACCGCGGUCCGCAUAGAUGAAUAUAUGCGUCUUUCCGAGCAAA
This is a messenger RNA of Colletotrichum phormii, 2161 nucleotides long. RefSeq names its product adenosylhomocysteinase. Gene Ontology annotation, molecular function: adenosylhomocysteinase activity. The coding region runs from base 382 to 1731 and encodes 449 amino acids. Gene Ontology annotation, cellular component: cytosol. NCBI's taxonomy places the organism in Eukaryota, Fungi, Ascomycota, Sordariomycetes, Glomerellales, Glomerellaceae. The record is from RefSeq and is a predicted model, not a curated record. The transcript has 3 exons. Gene Ontology annotation, biological process: L-methionine cycle.